AACCAGCUCAAAGGAUGAAAGUGUUGCCCAAUCGGUAUGCUUUGUGUUGCUUGAGAUUUGACAUAGAAAGAAAGUAUGAAAGAGAAAUGGAACUUGCAAGAUGUACAACAAAUAGGCUGAUCAUGACCAAUAUGUGAAGGUUGAAUGCAUAAGAAUAAAAGAUUAAAAGUUAUAUUUGCAUGCUUUUAAUUUCACUUGCUAGUCUCCACGGUCUAUCGUCUGAUCUAACUCUAGAGAUUUUUCGCGCGGUUUAUUAUUUUCACUAAUAACCCGAUUAUUAUUGUUAUUGGUUUGAUAAAUUGCAAGCCAUGUUGCACCAUCUGUAUGCGUCUGAAAAGAAAAUCAGUGAGGAUUUCAAUCAUCACCUAAAUUAGUUAAAUUUUUGUACCAAAACCUUAUUAAUCAAUUUCUCCUGCUCACAUUCCCUUGAUCAAUGUUUCAAUGAUCUUAGCAGGCUACUUGUACAUCUACAUGCUUGGAUAGUGAAUAGUGAUUCUCAGUAUCAUCUCCUAAGCCCAUGAUGAGUUCUUCUUCAAGAGAACUUCAGAAGGUACAAUGCAUCAGACGGAGAAGUCAUUUGAGCCUAUGGUGGCGGUAGAGAGUAAAACAUGGCAUCCUCCCAUUCUCUUCUUAUAUGAUCUGGAGGUGAAAAGGGCAUUCGUCAAAAAUGGCAAACGAUUUCGCCCACAGGAUGAUACUGACCAGAAACAAAAACAAACUCUCUCUGUCAAAGAGGUCGUUUUGAGUUUUGGGAAUUUAUAACCUCCACCCUAUAUUUGUCACGAGAAUGAGAGGUGCAUCCAAGUUUUCAGGAAGGUACAAGUUGAGAGUCCCUUGUACAGCCUCUCAACGCACUGUCAAUCCCCUCCCCUUCCCCUUCCUCCAUAUAACACCCUGUCCAUAUCCCCACCCCACCUCCUAUAAGCAGCCUUGGGCCUGACCAAGGUGGUUUCCAAUGGGUACCCGUGUCAACAUGAUGGCCUCGGGCUGCUUCCUCCUCCUCUCCCUCCUCCUCUCCUCCCUCUCCACCCUCUCCCUCGCCCUCUCCGAUGCCGAGGCGUCCUACAUUGCCCGCCGACAGCUCUUGUCGCUCAAGGAGAAUGAUGAUCUCCCCCAGGACUUCGAGUACGAGGUCGACAUCAAGGUGACUUUCGCGAACCAGAGGCUUCGGAGGGCCUAUAUCGCCCUCCAGGCUUGGAAGAAGGCCAUGUACUCGGACCCUUUCAAUACGACUGGGAACUGGGUCGGCCCUCACGUGUGCGCCUACAAUGGAGUGUUUUGCGCCCCGGCACUCGAUGACCCUUCGUUGAGCGUCGUCGCCGGCGUUGAUCUGAACCACGCCGACAUCGCCGGGUACCUCCCCGCGGAGUUGGGCUUGUUGACGGACAGCGCCCUCUUCCACCUUAACUCGAACCGCUUCUGUGGGAUCAUCCCGAAGAGCUUCUCCAAGCUCCAAUUGAUGCACGAAUUCGACGUGAGUAACAACCGCUUCGUCGGUCUGUUCCCAGAGGUCGUUCUCUCGUGGCCUGGUGUCAAGUAUCUCGAUCUCAGGUUCAAUGACUUCGAAGGGAAAUUGCCUCCGGAGCUUUUCUUGAAGGACUUGGACGCAUUGUUCCUGAACAACAACAGAUUCACCUCGACCAUCCCGGACACGAUAGGCAAAUUCCCGGCAUCAGCGGUGACAUUUGGCCACAACAAGUUCACCGGUUGCAUCCCUCGUACCAUCGGCAACAUGACCAACUUGAAUGAGAUCGUCUUCUUGAAGAAUGAGUUAGGCGGUUGCUUCCCUGAAGAGAUUGGGUUGCUCGACAAAAUGACGCUAUUCGACGCCAGUCACAAUUCAUUUGUCGGUACCUUGCCGGAGAGCUUUUCGAGCUUGGACACCGUUGAGGUUUUGGAGGUUGCCCACAACAAGCUGACAGGCUUGGUGUCCGAGAAGAUUUGCAAGUUGCCAACUCUCCUGAACUUCACAUUCUCGGACAACUACUUCACCAAGGAGGACGAGGCCUGUGUUCCUUCUUCGCACGCGGAGGUGGCAUUGGACGACGGCAGCAAUUGUUUGCCCAACAGGCCGAGACAGAAGCUGCCGAAGACAUGCUUCCCAGUCGUGAGCAAGCCCGUCGAUUGCAGCAAGGACAAGUGCAGAGGCGGAUCCUCGUCCCCGUCAUCGUCGUCCCCGGGCAGCAGAACGCGUCCCCCGGCCCCGAAGCCUCCUGUCCAGUCUCCACCCGAAACCAAGUCACCAUCACCAUCACCUCCUAAACAAACACCAACAACACCUACGCCUUCGGCUCCUACACCUUCGACGCCGAAAUCACAAACCCCCCCACCUUCAUCAUCCCCGACGCCGAAGUCACCUUCGGGCUCUUUCGCUUCUCCGCCCAAGUCUUCGGUGCCUAGCCAACCCAAGCAACCUCCGGCUUCCGCUCCAUCACCUACAGAUAAUGGAUCAAUCCCUCGUGUUAGGCCACCGAGAGCGGCUCCCCAACCAGCCCCAUCAUCAAAACCUACACCUGAGCCGGGUCAUGGACCUUCUCCUCCCAAGUCUGGAGGCCGUGCAUAUUCUCCACCUCCACCGGCCUACUCGCCUCCGCCUCCGCCGGUCCAAUCUCCACCCCCACCGCCACCAGUCUACUCUCCACCACCGCCACCACCGGUCCACUCCCCACCGCCUCCCUCACCGACUCCUUCGCCACCUCCGCCGGUCCACUCUCCACCGCCUCCAUCACCGUCUCCUUCCCCGCCUCCACCCGUGCACUCUCCACCACCGCCCGUCCACUCCCCACCACCACCCGUCCACUCUCCUCCUCCACCACCGGUGUUCUCCCCCCCACCACCGCCCGUCCACUCUCCUCCGCCCCCUGUCUACUCACCGCCGCCGCCGCCACCACCAGUCCACUCUCCACCACCCCCCGUCUACUCCCCUCCACCCCCUGUCCAUUCCCCACCACCACCUGUACAUUCUCCUCCCCCACCGGUUCAUUCCCCACCGCCACCGCCACCCGUCCCCUCUCCUCCCCCACCAGUCCACUCCCCACCACCACCAGUCCACUCUCCUCCACCACCUGUCCAUUCCCCGCCACCACCGGUCUUCUCCCCCCCACCACCAGUGCACUCCCCGCCUCCGCCGGUCAGCUCGCCACCGCCUCCGGUCUUCUCUCCACCUCCUCCGGCAGCCCAAUCUCCCCCACCACCGAGCUACGACGACAUCAUCCUGCCACCAACAUUUGGAUCUCAAUACUCCUCCCCGCCACCUCCAAUGUUCCCGGGAUACUAAAUAUUCUACCAUUGAUGUAUUUUUGGCUAUCUUCUCUGUCGUGAUGUUAAGUCUCAGAGAAAAAUCUACACGUUCAUUUUAUAGUGGAGAUUGAAAAUAACUAUGGUCGCAUUUUUUUUU
Syzygium oleosum is the source of this 3397-nucleotide messenger RNA. RefSeq names its product pollen-specific leucine-rich repeat extensin-like protein 3. NCBI's taxonomy places the organism in Eukaryota, Viridiplantae, Streptophyta, Magnoliopsida, Myrtales, Myrtaceae. Bases 956 to 3277 code for a protein of 773 amino acids. The transcript has a single exon. The record is from RefSeq and is a predicted model, not a curated record.